Zootoca vivipara (common lizard) is the source of this 1585-nucleotide messenger RNA. It is a transcript of the gene C16H11orf98, whose product is annotated as chromosome 16 C11orf98 homolog. NCBI's taxonomy places the organism in Eukaryota, Metazoa, Chordata, Lepidosauria, Squamata, Lacertidae. The record is from RefSeq and is a predicted model, not a curated record.
ACUCUUAUAACAGCCCUAUAUAGGUUCCCCCAGCCCACAAGGCAAACAGGAUCAGGCCACCUGCACAAAACCGACCGAAAGGCCCCUGCGGUUCCCAUUUGAUCACCAGACUCUGGAGGCCAACGAAACCCACGCAGUAUCCCACCCUCCUUGCUACUCACCUCCCUUGCAGAAAAGAAAGAGGACUCCUCCGCCUCCUCAAUUUAUAUUUCAGGCCGGAGCUCUUAGGCGCCACCUCGUGGUCAUUUUUUAAAAAAUAUAUCAGUACGGGGAGGGAAUAGUGAGGAGCCGAUCGACAACUCCUACCCUUGAUUGGCCGUUUCAACGAAUCAGGGGCGUGGCCUUGAUGAGGGGACGGUCCUUCUAGCCAUCGCGGAGGUUCUUGCUGUGCGUCUCCUACCCGGAAAUUAAACUACGCAGUAUAAGGAAGUAGGCGAGAAAGACGUCACGUGGGCGAAGCAUGGGAGCCACUGGAAAAAUCAACCGGCCCCGGACGGAGCUACAGAAAAACCUUUUCAAAAGGCGCCGUGUCCUUAGCAAGCAGAAGAGGAAGAAGCACCGGAUUGUAGGUGCUGUGGUGGAUGAGGGGCUCAUCACCAUUCAUCACCUAAAGAAACGUAGUUCUAGCUCCCGAGCGAACAUUACCCUCUCUGGGAAAAAGAAAAGGAAACUGCUGAAGCAAAUUCGCCAUUCCACAAAGGAGAAGACAGAAAUGCAGGUUGACCUUUCUGCAGGUCCAAAUAAAAAUGCCCAGAGUGGCAAGCGGCAGAAGAAGAAGAAGAAUGGGGAGAAAACAGCUGGCCCAGAUGUAGAGAUGGCAGAAGUGGAGCCUGCAGCAGAACCGGGGAGCUCAGAUCUUCCUUUACAGUCUUAAAUCUCAGUCUCCUCUCUCUCUUUCAUUGCCUGCUGGCAGAACUCUGGGGUUAUGGCUGCAAAACCAGGAAAGUCAUAAGCAUUGAGCUUUGAAGCUCUUCAGCCCCAUGGACUUGAUGUGGCUAGAUUUCCUUUAAAUACACACAUAGUCUUGAGAGGUUUGCUGAACAGGCUGCAACUGUCUAGUUCCUUUGCCUCUCCAGAUAUUGCUGAACUACAACUCCCAUCAUCCCCUAGCCUUUGGCAUCUAGAUGGGGGCUGAUGGGAGUUGAGGGACAUUUUUUUUCUGUCUGAGGAUUGCAUGUUGAUGGGGUGUCAAACCAAAAGUGGGUGGGGCUAUAGCUGAAAUGCAUAACAUGGAUACUGUGCACACAUGCAGACUUUCACUCUUCUAUUGCAGCAGCCUUUGGCUAUAAGCAAUAAACUUGACUGACUGACACUCUUCUUCUCUCACUCCCCCCCCAAGCUAUGGGGUUUGUUGAGGGUAAAGCAUUUUGGGGUGUGUGUGCACUUAAUGAAGACUGCAGCUGAGGAGGGACAUUUUCUGCUCAAAGAUCUCUUAUCCUCCAGUGCAAUAACUAGGCUGGAAAACAGUCUGCAUUUGGCACCAAUCUAGAAGGCUUUGUUUCCAAGCCUAAUUUUGGGGUACAAUUGGAUUUGGGGCAGAUGUUCCAGGGCUGAAAUAUUGUCCCAAUAAAAUAGCAGAAAACCA